Molecule: messenger RNA, 414 nt
Organism: Leishmania braziliensis MHOM/BR/75/M2904
Lineage: Eukaryota; Euglenozoa; Kinetoplastea; Trypanosomatida; Trypanosomatidae
Product: putative prefoldin subunit
Exons: 1
Coding region: 1-414 (137 amino acids)
Biological process (GO): chaperone-mediated protein complex assembly; protein folding
Cellular component (GO): cytoplasm; prefoldin complex
Molecular function (GO): protein-folding chaperone binding
Source: RefSeq, a predicted model, not a curated record
AUGCAACAGGUACACCCAGAUAUCAAGAAGCUUAACGACCUUCUGAGACCAAUUCUGAAGGAGCUUCAGGAGUUGGGCGACAAGAAGGGCAAGCUCAUCGAGGCCCGGCGCCAGCUUGGCGGGCAAAAGAAUGAGAAUGAGCUAGUGCGUGAUGAAAUGAACAAGCUGGAGCCCGAUGCGACAGUUUACAAGCUUAUCGGCCCUGCUCUUGUUCCGCAGGACCAGAGCGAUGCCAAGACAGUCAUCAGCAAUCGCCUGGACUACAUCAACGGUGAAAUCAAGAGGAGUGACAGUAGCAUCGCUGAAAUUGAUCGAAAGGAGGCGGAGCUGCAGAAGAAGGCACAAGAGCUGUACCGCAGGAUGCAGGAACGGCAGAUGCAGCUUAUUGAGCAACAGCAGCAGCAGCAGCACUAG